GAAGCGGGCAGUUUAGUUCUACUUUCCUUUCCAUUGCAUUGUGAUCAUCGCGAUUAUGUACUUCAAUGAGAAUAAAAAUCGUAUAUGGGCGUGUGCCCUGUGUUUUUUUUUAACACUGAUCUGCGUGCAAGGACGCGUUGGUCUGGGACCUGGAGUACAAGAAUGGGACUAUGUGGAAGUUCGGGAGGGCGCUCACCUCUUUUACUGGCUUCUAUACACCACUGCAAAUGUGUCUCAUUUCACAGAGAGGCCGCUGGUAAUCUGGUUGCAAGGGGGACCCGGAGUGGCAUCCACUGGUAGCGGGAUAUUUGAGCAGCUAGGACCCAUCGACAUCGAGGGCAAAACGCGGGAGAGCAGUUGGUUGAAGCACGUGAAUGUUCUCUUUGUGGACAGUCCGGUGGGCACGGGAUUCGCAUACGUGGAGCAUCACAGCCUCUAUGCCAGAAACAACAGGCAGAUAGCCCUCGAUCUUGUCCAAUUGAUGAAGCAGUUUCUCACGAAGUAUCCGGACUUCCAAAAGGUGCCCCUGCAUAUAUUCUCCGAGAGCUAUGGCGGAAAAAUGGCUCCCGAAUUCGCGCUGGAAUUGCAUUUGGCGAAGAGAGUGGGCGGAGUAGAGUGCGAACUGAAAUCCGUUGUAGUGGGCAAUCCAUGGACCUCACCACUGGACAGCAUUCUGUCCUAUGCCCCCUUUCUGCUCCAAUCGGGCAUUGUGGAUGACGAUGGCUAUCGUCGGAUAUCGCGACUGGCCGGCGAGCUAGCCGCACUUGUCUAUGGCGGAAAGUGGAUACGCGCCUUGAUGAAGGCGACCGAAGUUCAGGGUGAGAUCUCCACCAGUGCGGGCGGAGUCUUCCUCUACAACACCCAGCGGCGCGUUCACGUGGACGAGGUCUACCGGUACGGCGAAGAUCCGCAAAUGAGCCACUUCAUGCGGUCCAAUGUAACUAAGGCACUGGGGCUCGACAAUAUGCCCGUGUGGAUGGAACAAAACUCUACAGUCUUCGAACGACUCAGUCAGGAUAUUUUUAAGCCAGCGAAUCAAAUAGUUACCAAAUUGCUGGAAGAGACGCCGAUACAGGUGGGCAUUUAUUCUGGCAUUCUGGACCUACUGUGCGCAACGCCCGGCACCGUUAACUGGAUCCGCCGACUGAAGUGGAGCCGCAGUUCGGAGUACGCCAAGGCACCCCGUACCGCCAUUCGGAUCGACGGGAUGCUGGAGGGUUACGAAAAGCACGGCGGACGACUCAGUAUGUUCUGGGUCUUUCGGGCGGGACAUCUGGUACAGCAGGAGAACCCGGCGGCAAUGGCGUAUAUUUUAAGGUACUUCACCAGCUAUGGAUAGUGUACAAAUUCGUUCGAAUAAAGUUACAGAGCUUGCCCGACAACAACUUAAA
Messenger RNA from Drosophila mauritiana, 1391 nucleotides. RefSeq names its product retinoid-inducible serine carboxypeptidase. The transcript has 3 exons. Lineage: Eukaryota; Metazoa; Arthropoda; Insecta; Diptera; Drosophilidae. Bases 56 to 1339 code for a protein of 427 amino acids. Gene Ontology annotation, molecular function: serine-type carboxypeptidase activity. The record is from RefSeq and is a predicted model, not a curated record. Gene Ontology annotation, biological process: proteolysis.